Bemisia tabaci is the source of this 6901-nucleotide messenger RNA. NCBI's taxonomy places the organism in Eukaryota, Metazoa, Arthropoda, Insecta, Hemiptera, Aleyrodidae. The record is from RefSeq and is a predicted model, not a curated record.
UACUAGGCAACGACUGAACAGCCGAGUCUAGCCCGAGUAAGCAUUUUACCAAUUUCAAUCAAGCAACAGAAAGUAUUAUUUUAUCUUAUCUUUAAUUCGCACAGUUCCCUCUAGUCCUUACCAACCAUUCAAAUUUGCCAUGUGUUUACCUGAUCAAGUCUCGUAAACUACUUAUGUGAUCUUCGAAAAUUGGUGUGAAUCCGGACCUGCAGAAUGUGGCACGUUAAGUGUGGUUUCGAUGCUGAGGAUGAAACUUCAAACUUUGGCACUCGUGCUGUCACCGUGGGCCUCGAUGGUCUAUUUGAAACCAACACUAUCGCUACAAUCGAAUCUAGCCUUGAGGAUGGAAGUUCAGAAUCAGAGCUUGACAUCAGAUCUGCACUCAACCCUAAAAUCGGGCUGAUGGUGACUAUUGAAAAUGCCCUCAUCAUUCUCAACAAGAAUUGCACCGAAGUAAAGCGGAUGGUCUCAUUUGAAUAUCAUAUCGAUUGUUUUUUGGUCUCGCAAAAUGGAUUAUUUAUUUUUGUCGGCCUUGCAAAUGCUUCCUUCCAUUGUCUCUCAAUCAGGACCGGACAACUUGUUUUUACCAGGGAACUUGCAGAGUCGGCUGAAGAGGGCAAAUCAUUCAUAUCUAUUGUUAGUCAUUCCGUCAAUUCAGAAGAGGAACUGCUUAUAUUUCUCUCCUCAGGAGCGGUUUACAGGCUUACUGGUUUCAUUUUGCCGUCUGAAGUCUGUCAAGAGUCUUUCCUUAAUGGAACAAUAUCCUCUGUCCCUGCUAAUAAUGAGGACAAUGACUACAAUAGUCCCCUAACUGAUGCUUCUCAAUUUCAUACUUCUAGUGCUGAGAUAGGACCUUCUUUUACAAACAGUCUGAUGGAGCAAGUUUGUCAGCUAGAUUUUAAGCGCAAGCUGGUGUACAGUAGUCAAAUGAACAAUAAUAAUAAUAACCUGGGAGGCAACAUCAAAACGUACGGGAGGCCCUUUCGAGGGCUGGCGACCCCGCGGUACCCGAGCAAGUGGCUGGGCAUCCUCGUCGCCAGCACAUCGCCAGGGGCAUCCGAGGAAGUAGAGUCGGACUUGUCUCAACUUGAAAAACCAGCUGUGCAUCCCUGGCUGGGAGUUUGCAGCCCUCAUUCCAUUUUGGCUUUAAGUGCGAUGCAAGACUUGAUUGUCAUUUGCCCUUUUACUAUGAUACCUAUUCGCAUUUGGAAUGAAAGAAAAAUCAAGAACUUUUCCUUAUUCGGAGACACAAAUCUAGACAUCAUUGCUCUCUCAGAAGGAGAUAUCCCUUCUGUAUUGAUGCUGACCAUUCCAGGCCUUCAAAUCAAGCGUACUAUACACAUUCAAGGAAAAGGAUAUCUAAUUGAUAACGCUCACAGCUUGGAUGAUUUCUUGUUUCUAGAAAAGUGCAAGGAUUUGAAUUUAAUACAUGUUAAAUCAGUUGUGGAGAGCAUGCCAGAGUUCCGAUUGGACAGGUUACUAAAAAGAGGGAAAUUCGACCAAGCAGAAGCGUUUGGACAGAAGUUCGGUUUGCCGGUAGAAACUAUUUAUAAAGCUAAGCUGCGGAAACUUUUGCAAGACUUGCAACCCUGGACUAAUUCUGAAGUAUCUCUCGAAGAGACCUUUGUUGAAGCACUAAAUCUUCUAGAUGAAAUCCAGGAUGUUGAAUUCAUAGCAGAAUUUACUUUCAAUGCUGUACUGGCUGAAAGCAGUAUGUACCACUGCCUGCUCACCCGUACUAAGAGGAGGCUGCAAGAAAACAUGUCAAAGGAUCCUGGAAAUGAAGAAGUUAAGAAACUGUUAGCCAGAACAAAUGCCUACUCUACCCGAUUUGACACCUUUCUUCUGUUGGAUCCUGAAAAUCAUGGUAUCGAGGACUGGUUAGAAUUUUCCGUAGCUGACCUCUUCACGCAGUGCCUGGGGUUUUUGGAACAGGGUGAGUUAAGGAAGUCACAGAUCAUCUGGGGUAGACAUUUGCAUGAGAUUUCAGCAGAACUAAAUUUUGAUUCUGUUAAACAACUUUUUAAUGAAAUUCCAUCAACAGUCUCCAUUGUCGAAGCAUUGCCUUGGCUUCAGCAAGUUAUACCUCAUGUGUUGGACACUUUUCCGGAAGUUUUAACUGAGUUCAUCGAAUGGUUCCUUACAAAAGUGUGGGAAUUAGAAAAGAUAGCGCCUUCAAAGUGGCCCUCCAUUGGAGUUCAGUAUGCAGAAAUUUUACUUCAGAUGAUUCGCAACCCUCAAAGUUUGGUCGCAUCUGAAAUGAAGGCAUAUUUUUGGCAUUCAAGCACACUUAACUCACCAGUCAGCAAACUUAUUAAGAUAAUAAAAACUCUAAAGGAGAUCAAUGAUUUGUUUCAGCAUUAUAAUAUCCAUAUCAGCACAACAGAAUAUUAUCAUGAUAGCCCGGAAGAAGUCGUCUUCAUUCUGUUAAGCCGAGCACCUAUAGAUGAAUGCAGCAGAUUAGUCAAUGAGUUUUUGGACAAAUAUUUUCUUGAAAACCAGUUAAUUCGAGAUAAGAUAAUUGCUCGUUUCAUUGAAAUGGAAAUCGAGCAUCAUCUGCAGUGGUGGAAGUGUGAAGACAAUUUCAAAGAAAUGAAGAUUAUCAAGCUCAUUCAAUGCAUCUCUUGCCCUGAAGAGAAAAUCGGCAGUCUUGGUUGUUUGUUAAAGAAUGCUUCUAUUCCAUGGAGUCCUAUUGUAAUAGAGUUAGCCAAUGAUUGCCUAAAAUCGUACCAGAAGAAGGCAGACAUAAUUCAAGAUUGCUACAAAAUGAUUCCAUUAAAACAUGUUUUCAAAAAAUAUUCCAUCAAAAGUAUUCUGACCUCACCAAGAGAGCUGAGAAAAUGUGUCAAAUACAUUUUCAAAGAAGGUUUAGAUUCCAGAUUAGAAGAUGCCUUGCAGUUGGUUGAGGGACAAGAAGAUAGCCUAAAGAUGUUACCAUAUUGUCUUUACAUAGACAGUUUAAUCCAAUCAAAAAAAUAUGAAGAAGUAACAGAAUUUUUGUUUGAAAAGCAGUUAGAUGAAACUGUGUUAGACCAAUGUUGUCGAUACAUUAUUCUAAAAUUUUCAACCCAUUUGGACUCUGGUGCUCAUGAAAUUAUAGACGCUGUCAUCAAAAUACUCCAAAAUUCGAAAGAAAAAUUAGAGAAGACAAAUGCAGCCGCAGGCAUGAAUGGUUUCAACAAUUACAUAGAGAAAGCCCUGGUUUGCAAAAGUAUUAGUACAAUGAAGAGUGCCUAUAAUUUUGAAGUUGAACUAAGUAGAUUACACGAAGACAGUUUGCGCAAAUUAGUCAUUCAGGAUUUUCAUAAAUCUAAUUUAAAAGAUCUGGAUAAAACUGAGGAGUUUGUGAAUGUUUGCAAAGGUUGCAUUCCCAAAAUUGUCAGUCUCUUAAACUUACCUCCUGAGGAUGUCAUACUGUAUUUAGCAGAAUAUGCUUUAUGCCUCAAUGACUUCAGUUCAGCCGCCAUGAUCAUGAGUUUAUUGAGGAAGGAUGUUGAAGAAUUAUCUGCACAAAGCUCUACUGUAGCUGUAAAAUUAUUAUCUAAUCUGAUGGAACACCAGUCUUUUCAUUUUGAUUCUAGUCUCACCUCUGUCAACUUAAUUGUGAAGUCCUUAGCAACCCAGAGCAUUGCUAGCUGCAACAUCUCCAUGUUGAAUAAAUCCCUUGAGGUGUACAACAAGAGUGUACUACUCGUUGAAUUUUGUUCUUCGUCUGUCGGAGUGGAAUUUCCUGGAGGUGGUCCGGCAACUCUUUACUGGGAUCCAGCCGUCUCCUUGGCUUCGGCUCCAUUUGCAGCCUCUUUCAUUUGGAAUAUGUAUUCUUAUUGUCAUUCUGUACGAGGUGCCAGUAUUUUUCAUGAAACUUCACCUCACAACAGCCUCUUGGAUAAAUCUGAUACAACCACCAGUAAGCUGGAGGUUAUUCCAGAAUAUGUCUCAGGCUUCCGGCAAAUCAUACAAAGGUUUUUUGGCGAGCAGCAAGACAUCAAGAGCUUAAAACUGGUUUGUUGUCUUAUGUGGCUCUGUGGUUCUGCCAGUGCUGCUGCCUCUCCCUCCAAGAAUUACCUAUUAGAACAUUCAUAUAUUGUUCAUUCCUGCAUUUCGGCUUUACUGAAGAAAGUGUUGGGUGCCAAACAUCUUGAUUUACAUCUGGCUCAGUUUUUACUUCAUUAUUUCUCUACAGAGGCUGCAUUAAAGUGGCUAUCAGAUUUCUCGAAGAACUGUAGAAAUGAUUGUCACCGACUGGGGCAUGUUUCACUAACCGGUAUGGAAUAUUGCAAGAAAAAUUCUUUAAAAUCAGAACAAAAAUCUUUCUUCACAACUUACUUGCAGUGUAAUUGGAGUAAACGCUUAUUACAGUUCAAUCUUCCCACUAAAGACACAUUUAAGCAGACAGAAAAAGAACAAAAGCAGUUGUUGGCCAAAUUAAUCACACUGCCCGACAUCAGUGUUCAGAUCCUCACAGAAUACUGCGAAGACUUUGGUUUUGAUGCUCAGGAAUACCUGCUUCUCCAUUUAAAACAUCUGAUGUUGUCAUGGAAGCCUGAGUUUGAACUAGAAAUAGACUUGGUGGGGGGAAAAAAGAUUGUCGUGAAAAAUUCAACUGAACAUAUACGUACCCGAUGCGGUGAUAUAUUAACUUUUCUAGAAAAUAGUGAAGAGCUCAAAUCAUUUUUAAGCUUGAAUUUAUGGAACGAAGUGAAUCAUUACUACUAUGAGUUGUAUCAAGUCAUUGUUGAUUUAUUAGAAUUGUUAACACAUGACAUAGAAUAUUACCGCAAGUUUAAAAUAAUAUUGUUCUUUCUUAUGAAGUAUCAACGAUUAUGUGAACCCACCUCAGUAGAAGAAGAAUUUUGGCAGACUAAGUUCUCUACCUCACAAAAGCUUCCUGCGAUUGCAGCGUACAGGCUACCUGUACAAUUUUUAGCUAAAAGUUGGUUUAACACCCAUGCUGAUAUGUGGAGUGUUGUGAAGCAUGAAUUUAAUAUCCAGUCUUACAAACAAUGGUUCGACGUCUUGAACAUUUUGGGCAUCGACAAGAAUUCCAUCUGCACCCUCGCCAUCAGCCAAACAACAAUUGCAGACACCUCCUCAACAGAAAGUGACUGGUGUGUUCAUAAAAAGAACGUUCAAUUUUUGAAAGAUGUGAAAGAGUGUGUAGAACAUGUUACAAAUCUAGAAAUGGCAAGUGCUUCUCUUUAUCAUGUGGUCAAUCAUUUGCCACCUGGAGCGGAUCAACUGACAGCUGCAGAAUUAUGCCUAAUGCAAACUAAACAAUUUUUUGCGAAAGAACCAAGUUCAUGCGCGGAAACUUGUCUGAACAAAAUUCAGAAAAAAUACCUAACAAUUUCUACCACUCAUGUGCUAUACACACAUAAUCUAGCCAAGCCAGAUUAUCUGAACCUUGUGCUCGACCCACAUGAAUUGAUCAAGGAGCUUUAUCAUGAUUCAAGCAUCAUUGAGCGGACGAUCAACCAUACUUUAAAUGAAAUUGAUAUUAACAACGCGGCCUUACUUAUAGCAAAACUACAUUCAGUAAAUUUAACAAAUAUUCGACUACAACUACUGGCAACCUGGUUGCAACCAAAUAAUAUGAUGCAAGACCGAUCUCUUGAUGAAACAAUGGUAUUUAGCCCCAGGCAUGUAUCAGCAUCGAGCAUGGAAGAAAACUUAAUUCGUUCUUGCUACAUCCUUGAGAGUGAUAUUGAAAACUCAAUUAGAUAUUUAGUGGGAUUGAUUUUCGCUUAUGAUCUUGAUGAUAUCACACCUAUAUCAGUACAGUUCCGUGCCUUGAAGUGUCUUUGUGCCAUUAUACCAUCUCGAGAACAACUUGAAGAAGUAACUGCUCGUGAUAUUCAAAGUAUCCAAAGUCAUUUACAGUCCCUCAUGUACCUGAAUGAAUUAGAGAAAAGUGGCCUUGUUUAUUCUAUAGAAGGAUUUCAGUGUUGCAACAAAGAGGAACUGAUCAAACUCUUAAUUUCUUUUAGAAGCCAACAGUCUUUAAAAAUUGCUGUCAAGCUGUGCCAGGAUUUCCAUAUCGUCAAACCCAAUAUUUGGAAAGAUGUUGUCUCUGAUUUAACUAAAUACUCAAUGAUUGAUGAUUUAAAAAUUGUAUUACCUCAUCUGAACGGCAUAUGUGAAUUAGCCAAUUCCACGGAAAUAGUUCAAGCUUGGAAUGUCUUGUUACUGCAUUUAUUAGAGAAAAUCGAACCUGACGAUAAAAGUUUCUUAGAGGAGUUCAAAUUUUUCCUUCAUUCUUGCUGUGUUACUCCCUUUUUAAAUCUUCAGGCAAUCAAGUAUCAUUGUGGAAGGAUAAAUGAAAUCCACAUCCUCUCAACAGUUUUGACCCUGACCUCUGAAUUUGAAGGUAAAAAUGAGACAUCUAUACUAUGAGAUGACCUCCUAAAGGUUUGAUAAGCGACUGAAGCAUCACUUUGAAUCAGUCGGAUUGGUAAAAGGAAACUAACUUGAUGAAGUACUUGUAAAUUCCUACUGUUGUUACACUGUGAUGAUUCCUACUAUACCGUUGUUGAUAUACUAAAUAAAUUCCCACCUUGUGUAGUGGCCUAUUGCACAUUGCGGAUCCAACGAUAUGAAGUCCAUGCUUAACUUUUAUUAAUUUCAUGGCAUUCCCUAAUUAUCAUUCUAAUAAUAAUGUGUCAGUGCUAUUGACGCAUAAAAAAAAAAAAAAAAAAAAAAAAAAAAAAAAAAAAAAAAAAAAAAAAAAAAAAAAAAAAAAAAUAUAAAUUUGGCUUGAAUACUGUAAAAAGAUGGCUUAUAUAUGAUUUAAUUACUAAUCGCCAGUGAAUGUUCACUUCUUAUUUUUUUUUUUAAAUUUCGCUCUGUAUCAUCAAUGUGUGUCCAAAAAAUUUUCGCCAAAAUAAAAACUUUUUAACUUGAA